Penicillium crustosum is the source of this 249-nucleotide messenger RNA. RefSeq lists its product as uncharacterized. The record is from RefSeq and is a predicted model, not a curated record. The transcript is spliced from 2 exons. Lineage: Eukaryota; Fungi; Ascomycota; Eurotiomycetes; Eurotiales; Aspergillaceae. The coding region runs from base 1 to 249 and encodes 82 amino acids.
AUGCCAACAUUGUUCUCUGAUAUUCUUGAGAGACAUGGUCCUUUUAUCGGGAUCAUGGGAUCUUCCACAGGCGCUACUGUGGCUGCUGUUGUCACAUUCUUCUUCAAAAAAGGAGAUCGAGCUGCAACUUUAAUCUCACAGCAAUUAUACCCGAGUAUUACUGAGGCCCUUUCUACUACGAAAUCAACCCGGAUGGAGUUUGCAUUUGUCUUAGCGGGUUUCAACUUAAACACCCUAAGUGUCCACUGA